UAAAAGAGAUGCGAAUGUGAACAUGGUGGUUUUUGGCUACUCGCACCAGACAGGAGACCAUCAGAAAAUUUCUAGCGACUGUGGUUGGUUACCUGGUUUUCAGCCGUCCGUUCCUCACCCCUAUGUGCCCCCACGUCAUCAGAACAGCACUCAAGCUGAGCUCCUUGAGGAUUAUUACCAGAGUGGAAGAAUGCUGCUGAGGAUGUCUCUGGCAUUGGGACGAAUCGUCCUCGCAGGACGGGAAAUGACAAGAUUAGCAGGCUGUGGCCUCUAUUCGGUGGAUGUCUGACCAAACCUGAACGAGGAAGAUAUUUUAUGUACUUCUGAUUAUGUUCUGCCCAGCUGUCUCUGUUCCUGUAGUGUGAUCACAUUUCAGCACCUUUUGAUUUGUAGAAUCAAUAUAUCCUGAGUUGUGGUGUCAGUAAUUUAUUUGUAGCACAAUAUCUUACAUAGAGACCAUAUGACUUUGGGAACGUUACGGGACCAAGUCAUUUACCCAGACACUCCAGAACACCGGAAACGUAAAGGUAUUCCUGAUAAGGUAUUGAAGGAAUACCUUGACAAUGUGCAGCUGGGUUUGGAACGUGAAGGCGGCUGGGACAGUGUUCAAGACUGGAUGUACUGAGUGGGGGCAAAAAGCAGAGGAUGGCAGUACGUAUUUGAUCUUGGUUUUAAUUUACAGACUACAGAAUUCUGAUUUUCUAGCAUUGUAAAUGUGUCCAUUUAUGGGCUGAGCUGGUGUGUUCAGUGGAUGAGACACACUGCGAUACUAGGAUUACAGAGGAAUUGGAUUUAACUUUCAAUAUUCUGUUUUUGACCACUAAUAAAUCCAUCCAACUAUCUCCAAUUUGUACUUGCUCAACAAUGAAAAAAAAACUUAGUAAAACUUUAUAAUAAAAGCAAGUCUGGGUAAUCUAACUUCAAAUUCACAUUUUCUGAAAUUUAUAUUUUUCACUGUGGCUAUUAUAGAGUUAUCCAAU
This is a messenger RNA of Spea bombifrons (plains spadefoot toad), 980 nucleotides long. RefSeq names its product ATP-binding cassette sub-family D member 3-like. Bases 23 to 289 code for a protein of 88 amino acids. Lineage: Eukaryota; Metazoa; Chordata; Amphibia; Anura; Pelobatidae. The record is from RefSeq and is a predicted model, not a curated record. The transcript has 5 exons.